Molecule: messenger RNA, 882 nt
Organism: Acanthamoeba castellanii str. Neff
Lineage: Eukaryota; Discosea; Longamoebia; Acanthamoebidae
Exons: 9
Coding region: 1-882 (293 amino acids)
Biological process (GO): peptidyl-serine dephosphorylation
Cellular component (GO): FAR/SIP/STRIPAK complex
Molecular function (GO): protein serine/threonine phosphatase activity
Source: RefSeq, a predicted model, not a curated record
AUGGCGGCUGGGAAGGGCGCCGCGGCCUCCUCCCUCAAUUUAGACCUCUACAUGGAGCAAUUGAAGAGGGGCGAGGUGUUGCCCGAGCGGACCGUAAAGCAGCUUUGUGACAAGCUCAAGGAACACCUCAUCUACGAAUCCAACGUGCUCAGCCUCUCAUCCCCGCUCACCAUCGUUGGCGACAUCCACGGCCAAUUUUGGGACCUGCUGGAGCUGUUCCGAAUAGGCGGCAACCCGCCAGACACCAACUACCUCUUCCUGGGCGACUUUGUCGAUCGAGGGUACUACAGCGUGGAGACGAUAUCGCUGCUGGUGUACGGGUUCUAUGGCGAGUGCAUGCGCAAGUACGGCACGGCUAACGUGUGGCGCUACUUCACCGACCUCUUCGACUACCUCACCAUCGCCGCCCUCAUCGACAACAAGGUCUUCUGCGUCCACGCCGGUCUGUCGCCGUCGGUGGUGUCGCUGGACCAGAUUCGGGUGUUGGACCGGUUCAAGGAGAUCCCGCCGGACGGUCCGCUGGCCGAUCUCGUGUGGUCCGACCCCGACCCCGACCGGCCCGACUGGCACCCCUCCCAGCGUGGUGCCGGGUACACAUUCGGGGAGGGUGUGGUGAAGAAGUUUCUGGAGAGCAACGGUCUCAACCACAUCGUGCGCUCGCACCAGCUCUGCAUGGACGGCUACCAGGUGUUGUUCAACGACCAGCUCUCUACGGUGUGGUCGGCGCCAAAUUAUUGCUACCGCUGUGGCAACGUCGCUUCCAUCCUCGAAGUCAACGAACAGCAGGAGAGGUACUUCAAUACGUUCUGCGCCGCCCCCGAAAGCGACAGCAAGACGCCCUCCUACGACACCACCAAGGAGGUUCCCGACUACUUCGUGUGA